Messenger RNA from Chelonoidis abingdonii (Abingdon island giant tortoise), 2617 nucleotides. It is a transcript of the gene PRELP, whose product is annotated as proline and arginine rich end leucine rich repeat protein. Gene Ontology annotation, cellular component: extracellular exosome. Gene Ontology annotation, molecular function: heparin binding; protein binding. The record is from RefSeq and is a predicted model, not a curated record. Lineage: Eukaryota; Metazoa; Chordata; Testudines; Testudinidae.
CACACACACACAGAGCUUAGAGGGAGACUCGCUUGUGUCAGAGCUGAACUGCAGUGAGGAAGAGGAGUAGGAGGGGCGGAGAGAAACGUUCCUGGGAAUUAAUAACAGAGAGGCAGGAGGAGGGGCAGGUGCACACAGGUGAAUUGCUGGACCAUGAAGGCAGCAUUCAGAUUGCUUCUUCUCCUCAUCCUUGUGUUGAUCUCUGAAGUGAACGGGCAGAGGAGGAAGCCCGGGCGGAAGCCCGCCCGCCCGACUCCUGAGCCAGUCGAGCCAACAGAGCUGCCUCCGCCCCUGCCGCCAGGCCCCCCCUCCAUCUUCCCGGAUUGCCCCAGAGAAUGCUUUUGUCCUCCAGACUUCCCCUCAGCCCUCUACUGUGACAGCCGCAACCUGAGGAAGGUGCCCCUCAUCCCUCCCAGGAUCCACUACCUCUAUCUCCAGAACAACUUCAUUGACAGCCUCCCAGAGGAGUCCUUCAAGAAUGCCACGGAGCUGAGGUGGGUCAACUUGGACAACAACCGCAUCAAGAAGUUGGACCGGCGGGUGAUGGAGCAGUUGGGCAGCCUAGUCUUUCUGUACAUGGAGAAGAACCAGCUCAAGGAAGUGCCAUCUUUCCUGCCAGCCAACCUGGAGCAGCUGCGUCUGAGCAGGAAUCAGAUCUCCAAGAUCCCCUCUGGGGUUUUCAACAAGCUGGAGCACCUGGUCCUCCUGGACCUGCACCACAACAAGCUGAGUGAUGGAGUCUUCAAUAAAAACACCUUCAGGGGGCUCAAGAACCUCAUGCAGCUCAACCUAGCCCACAACAUCCUGCGGAAGUUGCCUCCUGGGCUGCCCAGUGCUGUCCACCAGCUCUUCCUAGACAGGAACAACAUUGAGGACAUCCCUGAUGACUACUUCAAAGAAUUCCCCAAUCUGGCCUUCCUCAGGCUCAACUACAAUCAGAUUUCUGACAAAGGGCUGCCCAAGAACUCCUUCAACCUCAGCAACCUUCUGGUGCUGCAACUGGCGCAUAAUAAGCUCACCACUAUGCCCUUCAUCAACCCCAAACUGGAGCACCUCUACCUAAACGACAAUUCCAUUGAAAAAAUCAACGGGACCCAGAUUUGCCCCACCUCCCUGGUCACCUUCCAAGAGUACUCCUCAGAUCUAGAAAAUGUGCCCCGGCUCCGCUACCUGCGCUUGGACGGCAACCAACUGAAACCUCCUAUCCCCUUGGACCUCAUGAUGUGCUUCCGGCUCCUACAGUCAGUCGUGUUUUAACUCUCCCAGCAGUGCCACUCUUCCGGGACUUUGGCUUUGCGCAGACAAUUGACUCCAGUCUAUGUCAGACACUUGGAAAAUAUCUUGUUUCCCCAUUCAACCCACCCCACUCACCCCUCAACGCUCUGUCUCCUCUUCCUCCUCCCUCUCUUUCCUCUUUCCUCAGCUGCAAGGAGCCCCGUCGCCAUCAGGUGCUGCACAGUACCACCCUGUGGAUGCUGCAUGUAUCUUAUAGGAGUGCGCUUCCUGUCGGAUAUCUGUAGUGCCCACACAAUGGCACUGUGCCACAAUAAGCAUCCAAGGCCUUUGUGUAAAUGGGGCCCUUUCACGCCUACCCUUUAGGUUAAAGUCAGAGAAGAGAUACCUGCUCAAAUGCCCCCCACUUAUACCUAGCAGGCAACUGCCUUUCCUUCCCAGGUCUGUACAUCUUCCAGCCAUAGGAACCAUCUUCAGGUGGACCUGGUCUUUGUAGGUCUAUCAGCAUCUCCUCCCAACUCCAGCAGACAGUGGUACGUCAGCUUUGUUUUGGGAGCACCCAGUGAUGGAGGGGUUAUCUGGCAGAUGGGAGGGGCAGGGGACCUGGAACUGGACAAUGAUCUGAGGCAAUUAUAGCUGCUUUAUGAGGCAAGGCAAUUUCAUCCCCAAAGCUGCAAUAUCUGGCAAAAUAACCCAAGUUGUCUUGGGCACCAAGAUCUGGUUCAGGUGCUUCUCUUCCAAGGGCACAGAAUUCAUUCGAGGUGGGCGUUGGGAAUCCAGGUCAGGUUCUACUUCUUUCCAAGUCCUCAAGUCUCCUCCUUGGCCCAAAAUGGUGCAGCUCACACUUCACUUUGGACGAUCCUAAGGAAACCCAGUGGGUUUGCUCAGCCAUUGUGUCUUCGGGUGACAUUGGUGCUGGACUCACCCACCAACUUCAUGCCAAAGAAAGCUGAUGAAACCUCAGAGGUUCCCCACUGAGCAGAAGAUUCUGGGUACAGACACCAUAUAAGCAUGUGGCAGACAUGCAGAGCCCUUGAGCAGGUUGAACUUAUUCACAUGGAAGAAAAUUCAUACAAACAAGCAACUUCCUCACCCACAUGGCAGCUUCUUGCUGCACCAUGCUGGAUUCUAUCACAAUUCAUGGCAGCCAGGGUUACCAGCAGGUCCCCAUUGCCAAAUCAGAUAGACCCAUAAGGUCCCACAUUAAAACCCUGUGGAUUAUAAGAAUCCUGGUGGAGUAUCCCUUUCAUGUACGCACCCACCAGUUUGCCCUUGUGUCAGAGCAGUAUGGGCAUCAACCAUCACUGAGAACUUUUAAAUCAAGAUUGGAUGGUUUUCUAAAAGCUCUGCUCUAGGAAUUACUUUGGGGCAGUUCUCUGGCCUG